Messenger RNA from Podospora pseudocomata, 3226 nucleotides. RefSeq lists its product as uncharacterized. The transcript has 3 exons. The record is from RefSeq and is a predicted model, not a curated record. Bases 1 to 2565 code for a protein of 854 amino acids. Lineage: Eukaryota; Fungi; Ascomycota; Sordariomycetes; Sordariales; Podosporaceae.
AUGAAGACUGUUCUCUACAACCUCGACCUCCACUUCACUGUCGAACCAUCCAGUCUCAUCCGGGCUGCCCUCUUGACUCUCGUUGCCCUCCUCGUCGCCACCAUAUCCACCCUCACCAGCGAAGCCAUGGCCAGAAAAAAGAAGAGCGGUGCCGCCAGGAAGGGAAUCGACGGCCAGCUUGCUCUCCCCAGGCACGACAUGGAUCCCCGUCCCGAGACUUCACCAUACGCAAGCCCCACCUGCACAGUUCCUUUUGCAAGCCCCUUGACGCUGCCCAAGGACAUCCUCCUCAGAAGCCCCAGGCUCCACGCCGCCUAUGAGGAUAACCUUCCCGAGCUUCCAGGGAUCUCGGAUGACGUUGGCCACGUUCUUGUACAUUACCUCCACACCGGCACCUACGAGACCCUCAAGCCAAAGGCUGCCGACGACCUCCCACGCCAGAUUGCCGAGCUCAAGACCAGCAUCCAGGCCUACGCCGCCGCGAAACACUACGACCUCCCAGACCUCAUGAAGCUUGCCGAGGCCAAGAUUGAAAGGUAUGGCGAGGGCCUGCCCCUCCCUUCCCUGCUGGAGGUGGCCAGAGACGCCCACCCCAACCUCUGCGACAAUGACGAUUGGUUUUUGAAUUUUUUAAGGGCAAAGAUUCGUCCUCAUCUCAAGGACGCCAAGGCCCUCCGAGAAUCCGACCUGCUGGACCAAAUCAGCAACAUCCUUUCUCCCAACCGGGUGCUGCUCCGCACCGUCCUGGAAAUAUUCUGUGAGAGCUAUGUCCCCAAGCCGCAGCCUCCACCCCCAUCACAACAGGCUGCCCCACAACAGCCACAGAGCCAGCAGCAGCAGCAGCAGCCUAGCACCCCCGGCAGCUCGAGGGCGACAUCACCUCCCCCAGCACCGGGGACUCCCAUGUCCAACAUAGACCUCAGAUCCAGGACCAUCUCCAGGGAGGACUCAUUCCCGACGCCGUCCUCCAGGAAGAGCACCAAGACAGCCGUGCCCUGGCCCUCCCAGGACGAAACGAGUGGGACUGACGGUCAGCAUGAUUCGCCCAACGAGGCGUCUUCUGACCCCUUCCUGCCCGCCUUGCCCGUUCAGACUUCAGAACAGGUGCAGGUGGAAGAGCCACUGGCACAGUCGAAGCCCGUGUUUGAGCUGGACCCCAUCUCGGAGACGCCAAUUGUGGUCGAGCAUGAGGAGCCGGCCCGUGAGGCAUUCAGAGAGGUGGUCGAGGAAAUCAAGGUGAAGGCGCACGAACAAGUGCACACCGAAGACUUGGCCCAUCUCGCCCCGGUGCUUGAGGAGGAGAAGGAGAAGGAGAAGCAGGUCGAAAAGCUUGGCCCUGUUCCGACCCUCGCAAAGCAGCGCGAGCGCGCCGACUCAGGCAAGCACAUCGACAUGGACCCAGAGCCGGCGGGCGAGUUCAGAGCUCUCCCAGUUCUCCAGGAGGGUCCCACCUCGUCGGUCCCCAUUGUGAUCUCCGACAAAGUGCCUGCCCUUGAGCCCAAGAUCAAUCCUCGUGCGGCCUUGAGACAAGCCGAUUCGGGGUUUUGGUCCGAAAUCGAUACUGCCUCGGAGCACGAGCAGGCCGUCGUCGGCAAGGAGGCUCUUGCUCCUGCGGUUGUCGAGGUGGAGGUACCUCUGACCCCACCUCUGCAGGAGGUUCUGCCCGUGGCCGAGAUCAACGAGCUCGACAGUGCCCCCUCCAAGGCUGGGGAUGAUCAGGAGCGGGACCAAAACAAGCCUUCCGUUGCUGCGCCUAUCAAUGAUAACGCCAAGCUCGAUUCGCCCAAGGACGAGACCAAGGAGGAGGCCUCUGAACCGGCUAAAGAGGAGGCCGAGACUGCCUCCCAACCGGCCCUGUCAGCCUUGCUUCUUUCCCCCAAGCCCGCCAUUGCGCUUCCUAGCAAGCUCGAGCUUCCAGCUGAAAUCCUCGAGGCGGUUUCUGCCUCCGUCGCUGAAGACACCCAGGAACAAAAAGAGGAUGACAAGAAGGACAAGAUGGAGAAGUCAGUCUUCCCCGCCACCCAUCUCUCCCAAGAAGGGCCCUCGAUUUCCAAAGAGCCCGAAGUCGCUGAAGCUGCGCCCGCUCCAAAAGUGGAGGUCGAGAACACCGUCACCCAAGGGACCCAGGAGGACGCCGACAAAGUUCCCGACGUUGCUGACACCGUUGGGCCCGCUGAGUCCCAAACGGCUGAGCAGAAGCCGCAGCCGGAGUCGGAGCCCGCUGCGUCGACCGUUGAGCAGCCACAGCCCGUUCCAGUCGUCGUCCCGAAGGCCAGCAGAGCGAGGAGCCUCAGGAGCCUCAAGAACGGCGUCAUGGGCAGGGGUUCCUCUUCGUCCCUCCACCUCACACUCGCAAGGACGCGCUCCAAGUUUUCCAGCAGCAACAAGAACCUCCCCGUCUCCGUUUCAAUUCCAGCUGCCGAGUCUUCAUCGGCGUCUAAGCCAGAGGCUGAAGCCCCAGCAAUCAAAGGCAAAUCCCAAAGUCCGGCAGUAGUUUCGGGCAGCGGCGGCGGCUGGAAGAAAAAGCUCUUCCGCUACCCGGUUCUCUUUGGUCGUGGCAUGUGACUAUCCUCAACCCUCUCCGCACUUUUGUCACGCCCUUCUGCGCCCACACCACCUUUGCAGGCCACGCUCUCGAGGGUUGAGGUGCAGGUACGCAGCCAGGUCACGACCGGCACCACAAUCACUACCCCCACCGCAACCUCCUCCAACACUAGAGCCAUCUCCUUUGUCGAAUCCUCCCCUUUGCUCAUAGGCCUCGCCUUCCUCUUUGGCCCUUCUGGCUCCGACGACACCCACCCAGGCGACGAGAUCGACUGGACCUUCCUCACCUGCCUCACAUUCCAGAUCCUCUUUUUCUGGGCUUUCCUACAACACUACGUCACCCCGGCCUUGGUACUUCGCCUCCCCCGUGUUACCAGCCAGACCAAGACGCUGGUCAGGGGUUCACGGCGAUGGGCCUGGAUGAACAACUGGCAUGUUCUGGGCUAUCUAAAGUUCAAGAACAUCAAAGGGACGACGAAGUCGACCAUUUCCCGGCAAUCUAGACCAAGGCUUGGAGGCUCUGGACGCGCGCAAGGAUGGGGCAGAAUAUGAUUAUGAUGAAAGUGUAUGACAUUCUCCUUUGUUAUUACCCCUUUUCUUUUUUUCAUCUCGAUUUUCCCUUUGCUAUUUGUCAGAACGAUAAAUAUGCGGCACAGGCAUGCAUACAGAUUGAUAUGAAAUG